AAUCCAAGUUGCACAAUCAUACUAAUUACAUGUAAAAAAAUAGAAUAUAAUUUCUCAAUACUUUCUCUUCAAGAUGAUAUAGAAUUAUUAUUGUGUUCACCUUCAUCGGUGAAUACAUAUGUUAUUUGAGAAAAAACUGAGGAUUUGACCGGAAUUUCAUAUCCACCGGCCGGAGCUUCACAAUGAAGCAAUCGGAUAGAAAAUUAUGUAUAUACUAUAAUCAUCAUCAUUAUACACUACUAGUAGUUUACAUGAUGUGGUUAUUGAGCAUGAAUAUAGUAGUAUUGGGGAUCCGAAUUCCGGAUCGGAUCCAAAAAGAUCCGAAAGAUGAGGUGGUAGUGAAAACAGCAGUGUUUGGUUUGGGAAGCUUCUGGAGAUCUGAAUCGGUGUUUGGUUGCUUGGAUGGUGUUGUACGGACCGCGGUUGGUUACGCCGGUGGAUCCAAAACUAAUCCUGAGUAUCGUAGCCUUGGUGAUCACGCUGAGUGUGUUAAGAUUGAAUAUGAUCCUAGGGUAAUCAAUUUCAGGCAGCUUUUGGAGGUUUUCUGGUCAAAUCAUGAUUCUCGGCAAGUAUUUGGGCAAGGUCCUGAUGUUGGUAAUCAAUACAGGUCUAUCAUCUUUACUAAUGGAACUGAAGAGUCCAGAUUGGCUACCUUAAGCAAAGAACGAGAGCAAAAUAGAUUAAAGAGCAGCAUUGUGACCACUCAAAUUCAACCACUUGGCCCUUUUUAUCCUGCUGAGUCUGACCAUCAGAAGUUUGAGUUGAAAAGGAACCACUUCCUUCUCCAGCUGAUUGGAAACUUGCCUGAAGAAGAGCUUCAAAGUUCCAGCUUGGCGGCGAAACUAAAUAGCUAUGCAGCAGAGCUUUGUCCAUGGAGAACUCAAAAGAGACUAGAUGCAAAGAUUAACGAUAUUGUGAGGAAAGGCUGGCCUAUUCUUCAAGACUUAUAAUGACACCAUUCUUUUUUGAGUUGCCGAGUCAUUAGGAGCUGUGGAGAGCAUGAGGUCUCAGAUUUUUUAUUUGUAGGUUUUCCAAGCAGCUUUCUGUUUGGGUAGAUAUCCAAUAUACUUAAAUCAGGCAGUGUCGUAGUUAUUCUUUAAAGAAUCCGGAUUGUAUUAUUAUCUUCACAUCUAGUUGUUUUAUUUUUAGAUUAAAUUUUAGGGGGCGAGGAUCUAAACAAGUGCCCUACCCAAGUGUUGUAUGCUAUUUACAGUUCUUUCUCUUGGUAGGAAGAGAAAACAACAGCAAAUUCUUAAUCUUAUAUAUAUUUGUUAUAAAUUGUUCAAUCCAA
Molecule: messenger RNA, 1291 nt
Organism: Daucus carota subsp. sativus
Lineage: Eukaryota; Viridiplantae; Streptophyta; Magnoliopsida; Apiales; Apiaceae
Product: peptide methionine sulfoxide reductase A5
Exons: 4
Coding region: 183-950 (255 amino acids)
Biological process (GO): cellular response to oxidative stress
Cellular component (GO): cytoplasm
Molecular function (GO): peptide-methionine (S)-S-oxide reductase activity
Source: RefSeq, a predicted model, not a curated record